GAAGAGGCCCACUUAUGAAUUUGUUCUGGAAACCCUAACUAUAUAAACAAAGGCAUAGGCAAUUAAGCCUCUUACUCGCACCACCAUUGCAGCUAGGGUUUUUCAAGCUUCAGCAGCAGCAGCAGCAGCACACCUGCAAAUCAACCUUAGCCAUGUCGAGGAGAAAGACCAGAGAGCCCAAGGAAGAGACUGUUACCCUUGGACCAGCUACCAGGGAAGGUGAAUUGGUCUUUGGUGUUGCUCACAUUUUCGCCUCUUUCAAUGACACAUUCAUUCAUGUGACUGAUUUGUCUGGACGCGAAACAAUGGUUCGCAUUACUGGUGGCAUGAAGGUGAAGGCUGACAGAGAUGAAUCUUCUCCUUAUGCUGCUAUGCUUGCAGCACAAGAUGUUUCUCAACGAUGCAAGGAGCUUGGAAUUAAUGCCCUUCACAUUAAGCUUCGGGCUACAGGUGGGAACAAAACCAAGACUCCUGGUCCUGGUGCCCAGUCUGCUCUUAGAGCCCUUGCUCGAUCCGGAAUGAAAAUUGGACGCAUAGAGGAUGUUACUCCUAUUCCCACCGACAGUACUCGCAGAAAGGGUGGUAGAAGAGGAAGGAGGCUGUGAAUUCUUCUCAGCAACAUACAUGCUACAUGGCGGAAUAUUUUGGUUAAGAAUGCAACUCUGUUUGUGUUUUACAACUUAGUUUUGAACAUUUUGUAGCCAGAGUUGCAAGUCAUUCUGACUUGUGAUCAUUUGGAGCUUUUUCAAUCUUGUGAGAUGGAAAUUAUUUUGUUGAGUUGGAUUAGCAAGUUGACUUCGUCAUUAUCUUCAUUAAAAAGUGAACACUUUUUGUUGCUU
Messenger RNA from Solanum lycopersicum (tomato), 839 nucleotides. Its product is annotated as small ribosomal subunit protein uS11y. NCBI's taxonomy places the organism in Eukaryota, Viridiplantae, Streptophyta, Magnoliopsida, Solanales, Solanaceae. Gene Ontology annotation, molecular function: structural constituent of ribosome. Gene Ontology annotation, biological process: translation; ribosomal small subunit assembly. Gene Ontology annotation, cellular component: ribosome; cytosolic small ribosomal subunit. The record is from RefSeq and is a predicted model, not a curated record.